This is a messenger RNA of Chanos chanos (milkfish), 1421 nucleotides long. RefSeq names its product splA/ryanodine receptor domain and SOCS box containing 3b (gene spsb3b). The transcript is spliced from 7 exons. Gene Ontology annotation, molecular function: protein binding. The coding region runs from base 21 to 1421 and encodes 466 amino acids. NCBI's taxonomy places the organism in Eukaryota, Metazoa, Chordata, Actinopteri, Gonorynchiformes, Chanidae. The record is from RefSeq and is a predicted model, not a curated record. Gene Ontology annotation, cellular component: SCF ubiquitin ligase complex. Gene Ontology annotation, biological process: proteasome-mediated ubiquitin-dependent protein catabolic process.
GAUUAACCGACCGUAAAGAGAUGUCUCGAAGAACUCGGAGUGGCCGAUGCAUUUCAACUGCCAUCACCUGGGAGAUGGAGCUGGCCACUCAUAUGACGACCUAUGACCCAGAAGACUGGACGGUGCAAGGGUCACAGUCUGAUUCGGACUCUGAAGAGUACCAGGCAGUAAGUCUGUGUGUGCCCGCUGUGAUACCAAUGGAAGUGCCCGUCAUAGGAGAGUCAUUUUGCCGGUGCCCCGCCCAGACGGAGGUUAGCAGCCCCCAGGUUAACGCCUAUACAUUAGACUGCCUCUGUGGAGAGGAGGAACAGAGUUAUGACUGGGUUUGGGAUGAGGAGUGUAAAUCGACAGCAGCGUUCCUGAGUUGCUCCAAUAGGAAAGUGAAUUUCCAUACGGAGUACAGCUGUGGAACAGCGGCCAUCCGCGGCAGUAAGGAGCUCGGUGAGGGACAGCACUACUGGGAGAUCAAGAUGACCUCGCCUGUCUACGGCACGGAUAUGAUGGUGGGCAUUGGGACCAGAGAGGUGAAUCUGGAUCAGUACAGACACAGUUUCUGCAGUCUGCUGGGGACAGAUGGAGACAGCUGGGGUCUCUCCUACACAGGUCUGCUGCAUCAUAAGGGGUCAAAGGUGAACUUCUCUUCGCGGUUUGGUCAGGGAUCUAUCAUCGGUGUUCACCUGGACACAUGGCAUGGCACACUCACCUUCUACAAAAACCGCCGCUGCAUUGGCGUGGCUGCCACUCAUCUGCAGAAGAAGCGUUUUUAUCCGAUGGUCUGCUCGACUGCGGCCAAGAGCAGCAUGAAAGUCAUUCGUUCUUGCUCAUCCCCCACCUCUCUGCAGUACCUGUGCUGCCUGCAGCUGCGCAGGGUGCUGCCUCACUGCGCAGACGUCCUGAGUGAGCUGCCCCUCCCCCCAGGACUCAGGAUGCUGCUGCACAAUCAGCUUGGCUGGGUGCUGCACUUGGGCUGCGCAGACGCUAAAGCAGACGCAUACUCAGACCACGCAGACUACGCAGAUGUCUGUCCUAGUCCCGCGCCGUCAUACCCCUCCCCCUCCAGCAUAAACCCUGACCCAUAUCACAACUCUCCUUCCUACCCAGCUCCACCUGGUGCCGGCCACGCCCCUUACCUGGAUGCAGGCGUGUACAGUGACUCCGACUCCUGCUCGGACUCCGCCCCCUGCCCCUGCCUCGACCCGCCCUCUUAUGCCAAUCCCUCUGUGUGUCCCUGUUGUGAUGCCAGUCUCUCUGGCUGUGAGGCCAACUGCUCUGGCGCCGCCCCUUUCCCCCAUGGCCCCGCCCCAUCUGCCUGCCAGUCUCCUCCCACUCCUACAGCAUCAGACCCCACCUCUGAGAGUGACAGCGACAGCUGUGCAUCAGAACCUGACACCUGUCAGAGGAAGCGUUGUCGAUGGACAUAA